GACGUUGAUCACAACAGGCGACACUCGGCGACGAAUGCGUAUUGCGUAGUGACGAGUGAGCGCUGGUCUGUCGCGUUGUGGGUUUUGGGGUUUUUACGUGCCUCAACGCUGGACAUAAUCGUAAAUUUGUCUGCAGUGUCAUGUUUGAUCAUAGCAAAGUGAUUUCCAGGAUGGUGUAGCAAAUACGGAUUCCCAACAACAACAUAUUACACGUUGAAGCACUUGAGGAAAUUUUUCAACCGAGCUGUGUCGCUAUUUGCGACUUAAACUGCAUCCGAGUCAGAGCAAAGUAUUGCGAUAGAAGGACGUUUGGUUAUAAGGGUCUUAUAACAUCCACCCCGAAACACCUCAGGUGUAAAAAACACUGAUCUCUGUAUUAAUUCGAUGCGAUAUGGUAUAAACAGCCUUGUCACCCUUGUGACCCUUGUCACAAAUAGAAGUCAUGUUGCUUGUGAUCAAUUUGACAAAUUUAACAUGGCCGCUCACCCGAACUUGCGUGUGUAAUAAGUGGUUCAAUGUACCCGAGUGCAGUAAUUUUCUCAGAAAGAAACGCUCGACGACCUUACAGAAUUCUCGGAGGAUGCUUUCGAUCGAUUACUUCGAAAAUUAAUCCGAUUUUCAUCAAUCAAUUGCCAGCAGGAUUUCGACUGAAGUUUACCAACAUCCAUUUGGAACACUCGUCUUUGGAGUUUUACCUGAUUAAUCAUUUCACAGCAAAGAAUUAUAUGCUGGCGUGGGGAACUGCAGUUAUGGAGUUACAGAGCUGGCUACUUUACCAUCUCGUAGCAGUCACCGACUGUAAUCAAGUGAUGCAGUCCGCAGCUACGGGUGGCGGAGUAUUUCCGGCUGGUAGUAGCGGCAGCAGGGCUCGAGAUCUGGGGCUUCGGGCCCAGAAAAAGAUCCUGGGACGAGUCGUAUCGACUGGAGCAGGGAGAUCGUUGCUGAUCGACGACGCGACCACGUCCUUGCUCGACAAUCUUUAUAGACUUGCCGAAAGAGCAGCGAAAAGCAAUCCGGCCUUGGAUAGAAAACAGCCCGAAAAACUUCUCAAAAAUAUCGUCAAGUUGUCGAUCAAGAUCGGCCUUUUGCAACGUAAUCAGCAACUGGAAGCAUCAGACGAGCCAAAAAUCGUAGAGAUCAGAGCAGCGCUCAGGGCUGUCGCAAUGGCUGUCGUUUCUUUUCACGAGCUGGAGUUCAGCUUCGAUAAUUCGUAUUUGACGCGAUCUUUGGAACGAUGUAGAACAGCUGUACAAUCAUUGAUAAAAGUGCACCUAACGGGAAAAUCCCAGGAUCGGUGCGAUCAAGUCUUUGACUUUUUGACCCAUCCGGAGUUUCUUGAAGCUAUUUUCAGACAAAAUUCAGAACUCAGACCAACUCUUGGACUCCUAGUCAGUGACAUUAACAAAGCUCUCGAUGCUGGUCACCUAUGAUUUGGAAUAUUCGCGAUAUUACGGCUGAAUAAGCAUUACUCAAAUGUCCAAACGAUAUUGUAAGAAUAAGGUUGAAUCAAGGGUUUCAAAGGGUAUGCAGAAGAAGGAAAAGUCCUCAAGGUAUAAAAUACAAAGCAUAAGCCCCGUGAUCCUUCCCGAGGAUGUUAAUGUAUCCGGAUUUAGUCAGAUUUAUUUAUUCACCGGGUUUCGAGCGUUAGGCGUUUAUCGUUUAAUCUACACUGCAGGGUAUAGUCGUGACCGUAAGUGAUUUAUAACGUAAACGUGCUCAAUAAUUCGGUAUGCAAUAAUUAUGGAAUACUCCCUUUAUUCUAAGUAGAUUUAUUGUACUUUAUUGUCUCCUAUUUAUUCCAGUUGGUAAUUAAUCAAAGUUACUUGCACUCGGUGUUAACAAUACCAAUUAUAAUGAAACCAAAUAGGAAGGUGAAAAACGAAAGUGAAAAUGAAAAUGAAGCCCUGAAACCUUGUCCCCGAUAUCAACACUACAUUCAGGGUUUUGAAAAAUGUCUUAAAAGACGCUGACUCAAUUUUACAUACCGCAAAACAAAUGAAAUACACAUAUCAUUGCAUAUCAUGUAUACAAUGCAUUUAACGCGAAACUUAGUGUAAAUUUUUGUACAUACGUAGGCACACCUAUUUCGCAUAGUCAUGAAACACUCGCAUUAGUCUCACCACAUCACAUGCACCGGGAUUUCCAAUGUUAGUUAUUAAUAUCGGGUCUAACCCAGCACUCGGAUAUGUAUUUACACGUUCAAAGUAUCUUAAAUACAUGUAUAUUCAAUGAAGGUUUGAAAAAACGUCAAAGAAAAAAAACACAAUUUUUACACAAUAUACACCCACUUUACACCUUACAUUAAGUAACAAUUAUUAUCGAAAAAAAUGUUGUAUUAAAAGAACGUUAAUAAAUUAUUUGUAAACA
Molecule: messenger RNA, 2367 nt
Organism: Neodiprion fabricii
Lineage: Eukaryota; Metazoa; Arthropoda; Insecta; Hymenoptera; Diprionidae
Gene: sigmar
Product: tumor necrosis factor alpha-induced protein 8-like protein
Exons: 6
Coding region: 516-1430 (304 amino acids)
Biological process (GO): regulation of apoptotic process
Cellular component (GO): cytoplasm
Source: RefSeq, a predicted model, not a curated record